Lytechinus pictus (painted urchin) is the source of this 2824-nucleotide messenger RNA. RefSeq lists its product as uncharacterized. The transcript has 7 exons. The record is from RefSeq and is a predicted model, not a curated record. Lineage: Eukaryota; Metazoa; Echinodermata; Echinoidea; Temnopleuroida; Toxopneustidae. Bases 145 to 1152 code for a protein of 335 amino acids. Gene Ontology annotation, molecular function: DNA binding.
UUUUGAACAUUUAUUUUCAAACAUUUUUUUAAACAUAUACCUGCUUGCACGCGUAUUUGGCUGAGCGGCAUUUCAAACUAAACAGCCGUUGUGUCAGGAUCCUACCACUACUCGAACGAAGUUUUUAUUCUGAGUUAAUCAACCAUGUCCAUGAACUUGAAGUACUGUUUGUUUGACUUUUUUGAAGAGGGGACGGUGGAGAUCGGUCAAACUAACCUGAUUUGUAUGGAAGAUGGUCAAUGCGCUAGUUUUAACAAUGAUGAUUGGGACUUUGACCGUGAGGCCUUGGUCAAUUGGACGAACAAGUCGAACUCGAAGAAGGGGAAAGUCACGAAACAGUGUGUUGCCCGCGUGGUCCAUUUUUCUGAUCGACGAGAUGGAGAUCUUAUCAAGAAGAGGGAUGAGCUUCUUGAGUCGGAUGAAGAAGCAACAACAAGUAGGUCAACUGCCAGCAAGAGGCCAUCAAGGCGACCCCUGCGUUUUCUGGAAGAUGAACUCGAUUCGGACACUGGCUUUCAACCAGACGAGAAGAAAAAUUCGAAGAAGGUGAAAUUGGCUCACCAAGCCCGGGAUAAGAUGCUCCUGGAUCGCCUGGCGAAAAAGAAAGAGCUAGAGCCAUUGAAUGAGCAGACUGAACUCGCCAAAUUAACGGAGCAAAAUGUUGCACUUCAGUGCCAAUUAGAGAAGGUGAUGAAAGAAAGAGACAGCUUAGUUGCUGCAGUGGCAUGUUUGAAUGAGCUCCCCGAGUUGUUGAAAAAGAUGACGGGAGUACGAACUCCACAGUCGUCUCCAUGUACCAGUCAUUUGUCAAAUUCACCUAGAUUGCCCAGUCAUGAAAGUUCCCCGAAAGGAGACCUGUCGCCGAAAUAUGCCUCGGGAAGCACCAAACAAGCAUCACAAUACAUCAGUGAUCUGAUGGUUAAGGCCUUUUCCCGUGAGGAAAUGGCCUCGCAUUCCUUAACAGGAACAUCUUCCAAUGCAAACGGUGGCCAACUCGCUAAGCCGCAAAUCAGUCCAGAAAAAAUGAAUGAAAUCUUUGAAAAAGCUGCCUCGCGCUAUCCCAGCGUUGACAAAAAGAUAUUAAAGGAGGCAGCAAAGAACAAGUUGUCUAAUGAACGGCGGCUUUUCAAGAGGAGCCAACUUAAGGUUUAGUAGAGCUUCAAUGGGGCAGGGUCAUAUUGUGACAAGUCAACAUAAAUUAGGAAUUCAAGCACACAUUUGAACAUGUUAACCCUGAUUAAACUGGGGGGGGGGGGGCUUGACAAAUUUCACCGCCACGCACAUUUUUUUUAUCGUGUUGGUUACUGACUUUUUUCAUUCAAAUUUUGCGCAUCUUUUUGGACCAAAUUUGCGACGCCUGGGUACGCGUUUCCAAAAUUGAGCAAUAUUUUGUAAAUGCAUGUAGGUCCCAAAAACUUUUUUUCUGUGUACAUAGUCAUUCAUUGCAAACUGUGUUUUCAACCACAAAUCAUAAAUGUAUGAUUAUUUUUACUCAUGUUUUAUUAGAUGGAUAUAUUUUACGUUAUUUAUGAUUGCCUCGACAAUUUUCACGAUAUAUCUGCUGCGCAAAUUUUUUUGACCUCGCCGCUCGCUGACUUUUUACUUUCAAGUCUCACGCUGAUUUUGAGACCAAAUCUGUGACGCCCUGGUACGCGGUUACGACAUUACGGAACAUUAUGAAAGUGCACGUCAGACCCAAAAUUGCUCAGAAAGGUGAUUUCUUGUACAAAUCCAAUGCAAAUUGUGUAUUUAGCCAAAAUUCGUAAAUGUAUCAUUAUUUCUCCUUUUACUGAUUAAACUUAAUUUGGUUGUGAUUGCGCAAUCCAGUCUUGUACAUGUAGUUUACAGCGAGCUCUACGUGUGUAAAUUUUCGUGACUGAGAUCUGGUGGUAAAAACCUGAUCUAAAAUAGCCCAGUUAAAUCAGCGUUAAUGCCUGUAGGAAUGACAGUUUGUUUUUGUUGACUUUGUCAGAAUGUGAUCAUGUCCCAUAUUGAUACCACAUAUACACAUUGAUGUUCGUCAAGGCAGAUUAAAUGGCAAAAACAUUUUUGCUGUCAACAGAAGAUUGAAAGCCAGUCAGUUAAACAUUUUGUUUCAUUCAGUGUUUUAUUUCUCACCAUAUUUUCUGGUAAUCUAUUAUUUCAGGGGUAUUAUCCCACCCCCCCCCCCCACUUUGCAUGUUGCAUGAUAAAUGAAAUAUCACUUUCAUGACUUUCUCCUUGCACAACAAGAACAAUUUUUUUCAUAUGUACAAACAUGGUUCCAAAGGUAUGCAAAAUUUGGAAGUUCAUGUCAGACCCCAAAAUUGCUUUCUAAAAAUUCUGAGUUUUAUCUACAAAUCUCAUACAAAUGCUGUUUCUUGCCAAAAAUGCACAACCAGCAUAAUAUUCAGUUUUCAUGGUUAAUGUCAACUUAAUUAUAUUUAUAAUCAUAAAAGCUUUGCCCACAAUUCAAUUGAAAAGAACAAAUUUUUAAAAUGAAAAAAAAACUCAAAGAAAUGUAAAAGAAUUUUCAAAAAGAAUGAAACGCAUAAGAAAUCAUAAAAUCACAAUGUCGAUUACAUGGCUUGUGUUUUCAGAAAUGACUGGGUUUUCAUUCAGUUCUCAAUUGACAUUGCCUUUAUGACAAGAUCCCUUCAUUUAAGAUAUCGUGUACAAACAUCAGAUGGCCGUAGUGUACAGUAAGGUGACAUUAUUUAUUGAAAUUUAUGUAACAUUUAACUAUGCAAACCAUGCAGCUAGAACUCACUACUUGCCAUUUCUAUUGUCUGCCAGAUUAGUAUUAGUAAAAUAACUUUAUCAGGGUCAAGUGACAUAAAGUGUG